Molecule: messenger RNA, 2098 nt
Organism: Ornithorhynchus anatinus (platypus)
Lineage: Eukaryota; Metazoa; Chordata; Mammalia; Monotremata; Ornithorhynchidae
Gene: HOXD8
Product: homeobox D8
Exons: 2
Coding region: 60-905 (281 amino acids)
Biological process (GO): regulation of transcription by RNA polymerase II
Cellular component (GO): nucleus
Molecular function (GO): RNA polymerase II transcription regulatory region sequence-specific DNA binding; DNA-binding transcription factor activity, RNA polymerase II-specific
Source: RefSeq, a predicted model, not a curated record
CGGCCGCUCCGCGCUCCCGUCGCUCGCUCCCGCCUCCCGGCCGCGCGCCGCCCGCCCCGAUGAGCUCGUACUUCGUCAACCCGCUGUACUCCAAGUACAAGGCGGCGGCGGCGGCGGCGGCGGCGGCGGCGGCGGCGGCGGGCGAGGCCAUCAAUCCCACUUACUACGACUGUCACUUUGCACCCGAUGUCAGCGGCCGCCACGCCGCCGCCCUGCAGCUCUAUAGCAACAGCGCCGCGGGCUUCCAGCAGCCGCAGCAGCCGCCGCCGCAGCAGCAGCAGCAGCAGCCGCAGCAUCCGCACCCAGGGCCCGCGGGCGGCGGAGGCAGCCAGGACUAUUACCACCCCUCCGGAGGGAGCCCGGCCUCUGCCUACCAGCCUCCCCCUCCGCAUCCUCCCCCCUGCAGCGGGAUUGCCUGUCACGGGGAGCCCGCUAAAUUUUACGGAUACGAUAACUUACAGAGACAGCCGAUUUUUACGACCCAGCGAGAGGCCGAGCUGGUACAAUAUCCUGACUGUAAAUCGUCCAGUGGUAAUAUUGGCGAAGACCCAGACCACUUAAAUCAGAGCUCGUCUCCUUCUCAAAUGUUUCCCUGGAUGAGACCGCAAGCAGCUCCCGGUAGGAGGAGAGGACGACAAACAUACAGUCGUUUCCAAACACUAGAGCUGGAAAAGGAAUUCCUUUUUAACCCUUAUCUGACCAGGAAGAGAAGGAUUGAGGUUUCUCACGCCCUAGGACUCACCGAGAGGCAGGUAAAGAUAUGGUUUCAGAACAGGAGAAUGAAAUGGAAAAAAGAGAACAACAAGGACAAAUUCCCCGCUUCCAGACAGGAGGGAAAGGAAGGGGAGGCCAAAAAGGAAGCUCAGGAUCUGGAUGAAGACAGACCUGAAGGCCAGACAAAUUAAGUUUUGCCUUUCCAAAUUUGCCAUAGACUGUUAAAAAUAAUGAUCGACCUAAGCAGAGGAACGCCACCUGUUUUCUGUGUUGUAAAGGACUCUGCCUGUUUUUCAAGCUACCUUAAUGUCGCUGCUCUUGACGUUUCUGUGCUUUGUGAGGUGUUUGGGGUAUUUUUUUUUUAAUUUUACAGGCACAAUAGAGAAACGCCAUGUCUUCUUUACACGGAAAUUUGAUACUGACUUUGUAGCAAUACUUUUUUAAAAGGUAAUUUUUAAUGUUUGAGUUGGUGAUUUCCCUCAACAACAUAAACUUCCUAAUGAUAAGAGUCUUUAAUUGAACAAAAAUGCUUUAUUAAUCAAACCAAGUGCACUUGAACCAUUUUAAACUUUAUCCUUGUGGUGAGUAAAUUAAAAGAAAUCUAAGAGUUUUUGAAAACAUGUCGACGAAAAGAUUUACUUUAUAUUACUGAUAUUGAUUAGAGUAAAAUGAAAAUGUAUUAUUUAUGUUUUCUUAGAGCUUUUUUAAUGAAUCGUUUCCUAUGCCAUUUGUUUACUCCUAAAAAAAAUCUUUCUGCAUUUUAAUAUAUGGAAUAUCUCGGGGAAAUUUGGGGCCCAGUAUCUUUAAAGCACACAUUAAACCAAGAGUGCAUUCUCUAGCCUCGGAAGAUCGAAUCCACUUAAAUUUAUGGAAAUGCACUAGUGGCAGAAGUCUCAUGACGAUGUCGAAAUUGAAAUUUAAUCUUUUUCUAUAGUCCUUGCGAGUGAAAUAACUUUGAGGAAAUUAAAUGAAUGAAUACUUGAAAAGCGAACUGAUGCCGUUCUCAAUCAUUACUCUCCCCUCCGGCCGAUCGCACCAUCCAAACAUUGUUCCUGAACUUCCCACUUACUUUCAGUUUAAACUGCUGUUGUUAUUGCCUAAAGUCGCUGGGUAUUUAUACACCGCCUCAGUUGUUAUUUUCCUCUGGGUUUAAUAGAUGCCACAUUCAUCUCUUAUAUCUGCACUCUGUUGUCGAGAUCAUUUUGAGCCAACUUAAACUGCGGGUUCACUGAGUCGUUCGGUACGUCUUCGUGCUGUUAAUCCAUGAAAACCAUGGCAAUGCCUAUUGGAAAUGAACACUGUGAGCUAUCGUCUGAAUUCAGUGUAAACAACUACUAGUUGAAUAUCUCUCCCUUUAAUAAAAAAGUGGAUGUCUUUCAUUAAA